CAGACAGGAUUUGCAGUUUCAUGAUUUAAAAAUUAAAUAAAUAUUAAUGUUCAUAUCACAAACUGAUAAGCUGUUUCAUAUUAUAUCAUAAGCACCAACAGAAUGGCGGGUUUUAAAUUGGCAAAAAAUAUUAUAUUUCCUUUAAAACAGAAACAGUGCAAUCUGUUUUUUUCGAGAAACUUAGUUUCGAAGCAGCUUGUGUAUAGUGAGUUUGGAGAGCCACUGCAAGUUGUAAAGUUGAGAGAAGUUGAGGUUCAGCCUCUAAAAGAGCAAGAAGUUUUGGUGCGAAUGUUAGCAGCGCCGGUUAACCCCGCUGACAUCAACACAAUACAAGGGAAAUAUCCAGUCAAAGUAAAUCUUCCCUGUGUGCCAGGAAAUGAAGGUGUGGGCAUUGUUGAGGAUAUGGGCAAUGGUGUCAAAGGAUUGGCAACUGGAAACAGGGUAAUUGUCACAAAACCUGUACAAGGCACAUGGAGAGAUAUAGCUGUUAUUAAUAAAGACUACCUCAGAGUAGUCCCUGACACUCUAGGCUUGGUGGAAGCUGCAACACUCACCGUCAACCCUUGCACAGCAUACCGAAUGUUAUCUGAUUUUAAACCUGUCAAAGAUGGUCUUGUUGUGAUCCAAAAUGGAGCUAACAGUGCAUGCGGCCAAAACGUCAUACAAAUAUGUAAAGCUUGGGGAGUAAAGAAUGUUAACAUCGUCAGGAACCGGCCAGAUAUAAAUGAAUUGAAAAAAUACUUAGAGUCACUUGGUGCAACUUAUGUUUUGACGGAAGAAGAAUUGAGAUCAACAAAUAUAUUUAGAGAAAAGAAGCUAAAUAAGCCAGCCCUGGCAUUAAACUGUGUGGGUGGGAAAAACUCCCUUGAGAUGCUAAGGCAUCUACAACACUCAGGCCAGAUGGUGACAUAUGGUGGAAUGUCGAGAGAACCAGUAACAAUUCCAACUUCUGCAUUUAUAUUCAAAAACCUUUCCUUCCAUGGAUUCUGGAUGACUGCUUGGAACGAAAAAGCCACUGUGGAUGAAAAGAAUAAAAUGUUUGAUGAUCUUGUAAAAAUGAUGUGUGAAAAUAAGCUAAAAGGUCCAACUUCUAAAAUGGUCAAGUUUGCAAACUAUGAAGAAGCUUUAGGAAAUGCUCUAUCUCCACAAGGUUUUACGGGCUGUAAAUAUAUUUUAGAUUUCUGUACCUUCCUAAAAGUAUAUACAGUUGAAAUGGAUCAACCAAUUUAUGAGGCAUAUGAAUUUCUCCAAGAUGACGAAAGUCAAAAUGAAAGCCAAUUUCUAGUAGUGCAAAAUGAUGGUACAUUUUUGACUGUGAACAGGCCAAUACAAUACAUAUCUCAGGGUGAGAAUGUAAAAACAGUGCUACAAGGAGCACCUGCAGAGUUUGAUGCAAAUCAACAAGAAUUUUUUGUCCAGAACUCUCAGGAGUUAAUAACAGAUCAAUUUGUUGUGUCCAAUGGUGAUAAUAAUGAAUAUGACAAUAGUUUUUUAUUAAAAACAAUUGAAAAUGUGAAGAAUGAGGCACAGAGUGAACAACCUGAGUAUGAAAUAUCAAAUUAUGUAGAUGGAAAACCUAUAGAGGAUACUGAUAUGGAGAGCCAAGAAAUUCAAAAUACGUAUGAGGAUGUUCCGGCAGAAUUAGCUAAUACUGAAGAAAAAGCACCAUCACAGGGUGACUGUACUGAAAUUACAUUGAGUGAUGAGCAAUAUCAACUAUUACAAGAGAAGGGAUGGAUACUGCUAGACUUUGCUGACAAGAAAUUUUUACUAGAUUCAGUUGGACUUCAUGACAUAACAGAUAAUCAUGAACUACAAGAGAAGCUAAGGAGUGAGGUUGCCGACCAAAAUACUGCGCCGGAAAACAAUAGCUCUAGCCCAGAUUUACAAGAGUUUAUUAAAACAGAGACUGGCGAUCAAACAUCAGCAAAUGCAAUCGACCAAGAUAUCCAAGACACAACAAGAGUUAUAAACAAAUCUAACUUAAAAACGAAAAACAAAGGUCAAAGAUCAAAUGAACAGAUUGUAUUUAAGCAAGAAUCUAAAGAAGUCGAAGUUGAAACGUCGCCAGCAAAUGUACCCGUACUCAGUCAUAACCCGAUCAAAAUCAAAACUAAUUAUCUGUUUAAAGAUAUUCCUUCACGCGUGGUUCUGGGUAAAACUGCGAAAGGCCAAGACCUGGUAGCCAGAGUCGUCAAAACGAAUAGACCAAUGGCUGACACUACCGCCAAUGUCAACAGCCACCCCAGUGGGCCUAAUUACACGGGACUUACCGAAUUAAGAUUCGAGAGACUGGUACGUCAGAAGCUCAACGAGAGCGAGCAGACAAGGAAGGAGGACAUCGCCGCGGCGCAGGUGGUCGUCAAGCAGCUGCUGUCCGUGCCCAGCUUCAGGAACAUCGUGGUGGGCCGACAGCUCGUCAUCACUAAGUCUAUAACAACGGAGACGACUGUCGGUGUGAUGUACAGUGAGAAGAAGUGUACGCUUGUGACGGGGAAAGUGAAUGAUGAGGGGCAGGGCCUAACAUACAUACCGAAAAUGCUGCAGAAACUACUCUCCGAUGGAGAAGCGAUCCUGUACUUCAGAAGAUCAAAGGAUAUAAACGAGGGCAGUUUCCUUCACAUACAUGUGUCCGAGAUGAAGGCAGUGGAUGGCAUCGUUCGGGUCUCCAUUACACUUAACAAGAGACAUUUACCUCUUAAGCUGGUGAAAGAGCAGAUAAAACUGCGUCAGGUGUACGCGUGCAGCUCGUGCGCCGUUAUGUUCGAGGGCGAAGAACAGCUGCGGCAUCAUCAAGAGACUGAAUGCAUGGAAGUGGACAACACUUUGACUAUUGACACGGACAAUCAAAAAUCUGCGUACACUGUAAUUGUUGAGGAGGGCAAGGAAAAGCAAUUCAUGUGCAACCAAUGCCAAAUGACUUUUACCAAAUUGGGCGCUUGUCAGAGACAUGUUAAAAUACAUUACAACAAUGAGAAUGAAGCCACCAUUAUAGAAGAGAGCGAGAAACAAAGAAAGAAAGGUUACAAGUGCAAAAUGUGCCCCAGUACUUAUUCCCAUCAGGCGACACUAUCGAAACACAUCGUCGCAAAACAUUUAAAGGCUGAGGUCUCCAUGAUGAACCAAGCAAAAAUCAUAAAAACCUAUUCCAGAAGCAGUCAAGUUCAAAACCCUAUAGAAAUUGAUGAUGAUGAUGACGAGCAACCGAAAGGUGGAAAGUCUGUGUAUUACAAAUGUAAAAUGUGCCCCAGUACAUAUGUCCAUCCGGCAACAUUGACCAAACAUAUACUGUCGGAGCAUGUCAGAAAUAAAAUACGAUAAUUUUUGUAAU
This is a messenger RNA of Aricia agestis (brown argus), 3331 nucleotides long. RefSeq lists its product as uncharacterized. Gene Ontology annotation, cellular component: mitochondrion. Gene Ontology annotation, molecular function: trans-2-enoyl-CoA reductase (NADPH) activity. NCBI's taxonomy places the organism in Eukaryota, Metazoa, Arthropoda, Insecta, Lepidoptera, Lycaenidae. The record is from RefSeq and is a predicted model, not a curated record. The transcript is spliced from 20 exons. Gene Ontology annotation, biological process: fatty acid metabolic process. Bases 103 to 3321 code for a protein of 1072 amino acids.